Molecule: messenger RNA, 17715 nt
Organism: Delphinapterus leucas (beluga whale)
Lineage: Eukaryota; Metazoa; Chordata; Mammalia; Artiodactyla; Monodontidae
Source: RefSeq, a predicted model, not a curated record
GGGGUGAGCCAGGCCACGUGUGAGGGGUGGCUGUCGGGAGCACAUGGGGCCAGUGCGCUGGCGGGCCUGCCCCCUGGGACCGCGCUGUGUUCUAGUCACACCACUGCCCCGCUUAGAGAAACGGACGCUGGCCCUGGCCGCCUUUACCCAGCGUGUCCCUCUCGGUCUGCAGCCCCCGGCUGUGGCCCAGGCCAGACACAGUCCGCAGCGUCCGGCGCCUGCGUGGGCAGACUUUGUUCCGAGGGGCCCAUCCCUUCUGGAGCCUCUUCCCGUGACCCAGGCGGGGGUGGAGCUGAGGGCAGCUGCGUCCUCGGCCUGGAAUAAACACUAAAGCUGCUGACGGAACCAGAUUCAGACCUGGCAGAUGGGAGUCAGGCCGCCCACACCUUGUCUGCGGGUGACCGUGAGGUCCUGCCUGGAGGGGCGAGGCCGCGGGUCUGUCCUCCCAGGAAGGUGGCUCCCGCCUUCCCUGGGAAGGGCAGCCCCGAAGCGCUGGGCUGGGGACAGCGGAGCAGGGGUUCGCUCGACAGUGUCCGUGAGAGACCCUGCUUGGCCUCUACCUGAUGGCCACGUGACUCAGGUUGUCCUUUCAGGGGAGAUGUGAAUUGUCGCUUAGGCGUCCAUGGAUUCACUCCACACGCAGGAUGACACGCAGGCGCAGGUACAGGAUGGAGGCUCUCUUUAGGAAGCGUGUGACUCCUGCAAGCUCCCACCAGACAAUGCAGCUGUUUGAAGUCAGAGCCAUUAGCUAAGAAGCCUCAUCGCCAAGGGGGUGUGUGCCCGACUCUGAAUGCCACCUCGUCUGUGAGGACCAGUGCACCCCUGGGGACGAAGCUCGCCUCUACCGCCUUCCCGAGGCCCCCGGCCACUCCGGGGACAGCGGCUGCCACGCAGACGUCUUCAGGGCGCCCCGCAGGCUCGGCCCCACCUGCCCCUCCCUCCCUGUGAAGGAGCGCCCAGAAUGAGAGAGGGGCUGCGUGCUGGCCCCGCACAGGGACUCCCGGCCCCGCAGAGACCCUCCCCGACGGGACCUCCCGGGGAGCGGGGGUACGGAGAGCCGGGGAGGGGAGCCCCCGUCUCUGUACAGCAGCUGUAGGGGUGCGUGGGGCCUGGCCUGAGCACAAACACCCACGGGGACACACCGGAUAAGCCGGCCGUCUGUGGGCCCGCUGCUGUGCCCCACGGCAGCUCAGAGCCUGCACCGUGGGCUGCCUGCGCCCCAGCUCCGGCACUCCGGACACGGGGCGUCUAGUGGGUCAGUGCAGGGCCAGGUCGCCUCCAGCCGGGAUUUUGACGUCUUUCCACCUCAUUCCAGUUGCCCGAGAGAAAAUGAAGUGGCCUGAGCCCUCCGGUGCCAGGCGGUCUCUGGAGCUCGGUUGUAGUGGCCCUUCCAGGCGUGUCUGAGCCGAGGUCGAGGUCUCUCUUCCCCAUCUCGGCCCGGAGCAGCUCCUCCUGCGCUAACCGGUGCCCCCGUGUGUCCGGCUCUGCCCCCUCCCUUAGCCCUCUCCACGCGCAGCCGGGGCCCUGCCCCCCGCUGGUCUGAUCUCAAAGACGGGAAGCUGAGGCCCAGGGUUGGCGAGCACUUGGUGCCGAGUUGGGGCUGCUGCCCAGGCCGCCUGGUUCCAGAGCCCGUCUGCGUUCUCGCUGUAGGUGUGGCCCCCUGCCUGCAGGGGAGCAGAGCCAGAGGGGCAGGGGGUGGGCGCUCUGGAGCCCCAGGCCCCGUCUUGGAGGCACGCCGGGGAGGGGUCAGCCCUCCCAUUUGGCCCGUGAAGGGAGUGUUCCUGAUAGAUGUUGCUGACUGUGAGAAAUAAGUUCCUGUUUCUGCAUCUCCCUUCUGGGAACGCAGGGUGCAGGGUGCGAGGGCGACGGAGAACUCGGGAAGCUAACGUCCAUGUGGAAAUGUCUAUCUCAUGUGUUCAGCCAUCGCGGACGCUCGGGCUGUCUAGGGCCCAAUCAGAGGAAGACGGAAUCUCUGUGUCUGUCUUUCCUUCCUACUCUCACCUUGUCUGCCUGUCUUAGUUGAGUUGAGAGGCAACAGAAAGCACCUAGAAAGUUGGCUGGCCCCUGGGGGAGGGGGGUAACCUCAUUGAAGGAUAACUGUGGUUUGUGAAACGCAGCACUUGAAGUGGGAGGGGUCUGGCGAAGAGCGCUGGUCCCUGCGGGGCUGGUUUGGAGCUGCCUUUGGGAGGGGGCGGAAGGGGUCUGAGAUGCCCCAUCGCUCCCGGGAAUGUCUUGCCUGAGUCCUGGGAAUUUCUCCUCUGCUCAGGGACACACUUCUGUACUGGAGUCAAGGGCCCCAAGCCUCGGCGUCCCCAUCCAGCAAUGAGAUGCUGGAGCUGAUCGAUGGGCUUUCCGGGGGUUCGCUGUGUCCUUAGAGGUGCCUUAUGCCACAGGGAGGGUGCAGCAAGGGGACCUGGGGCAGGGUAGGGGGAGGGGAGGUCCUGGGGCAUUGGCCCUGCCCUAUGUGAGCCUGGUUCCUCGGUGAAAUUUACGGGAAGGUCUUCCUGAAGGACUGUGCAGCCAGAGCAGAGCUGAACCCUCUAGAUGGAGACGUGGAUCUUGGCUGCGACGGGGCCCACGGAGCCAGCCUCCAGUGCCUGUGGCCUCGCCCUCCUGGCCCUGCAACGCGGAGCCAGCAGAGGAAGUUACUUCCGGGGUGUGUGCACUGGGCUAGCAGUGAGGGAGGACCCCGUAUUUAACUGUACCGCGUGCGUCUUCACACCAAGCAUUAGGAAGCCAUGGGCUGGGAAAAGCCUUGCUGCGAAUAUGCGUCACCGUCAUCGCGGGCGGAGGGAUUGUCCCUCACCAGAUCAGAUGGACGAUGACAAGGCCGGCCUCCCGGGCGCUGACCACUAAGAAGUGGGACUCCCCGAGUCGCAGGAGCUCCGCCCGUCCCCGGGAAGCCUGCGACCAGCGUCCUCAGGCUGCCCGGGCCGUCGCACUCCAGCCCCUCAGCUGCCCCCGGUAAAUGGGUCUCCGUUCGGUGAACCCGAGCCUCCACCAGCCGGCCUCACGGACACGGGCGCCAGACAACAACGUAGGUCUGUGGGGACCAAUCACCGGCCCAGGAAGCACAGAGGACAGAGGACAAGACCCACCAGGGAGAUGUGUCGGCCACGGGAUAAAGGACCCUGUGUGCCCAACAAAUCAACGGCCAGGGAAAGGUCCUGGGGUGGGGCCUUCCUUGAGUCUGGAUUCAAAUCAACAAAGCUCGAAAACGUUGACGUUUGUGAGACAACCGGAAAUUUGAACGUGUGAGAUGGCUGAUAUAAAGACGUUGUUAACGUUUUAGGUGUAACGAAGCAUUUGUGGAUAAUGGAAAGCCGACUGGCUAAUAGUUGUGGUGAGGGUGAGAGCCCGCCCUUUCGUGUACACACACCGACGCAAGAGAGACCUCACUCGUGCAGGUGCAGGCCGCCGGGCACGAGCUCUUCCAGCAGGUGUGCGACCUGGCCGGCAUCAGAGAAGCCCACUUCUUUGGCCUCAGUGUGAUAAGAAACAGCGAGCACGUCUUCAUGGAUUUGGAGCAGAAGCUCAGCAAAUACUUCUCAAAGGACUGGAAGAGAGAAAGACAUAGAGGAAGCGGCAGGCCCGGGGCCCCCUUCGUGGCCUUCCUCAGGGUGCAGUACUACGUGGAAAACGGAAGGCUUAUCAGCGACAGGACGGCCAGGCACCUGUACUACUGCCACCUGAAGGAGCGGGUGCUGCGGUCCCAGUGCGCCCACCGGGAGGAGGCCUACUUUCUGCUGGCUGCCUACGGGCUGCAGGCCGACCUGGGCGAUUACCGCGAACCGGCACACUCGGGCCGCUACUUUGAGCCGCAGGCCUACUUCCCGCAGUGGAUCAUCACCAAGAGGGGCAGCGCCUACAUCCUCAGGCACGCGCCCACCCUGCACCGUGAGCAGGGGGGCCUGAGCCCCAAGGAGGCCGUGCUGCGCUUCAUCCGGGAGGCCUGCCGGCUGGAGGACGUGCCCGUCCAUUUCUUCAGGCUGUACAAGGUCCAGCUGCGGGGACGCCAGGAUAAGAAGGAGGACCGACCUACCAUUGUCCUGGGACUGACCCUCAGAGGGGUGCAGGUCUAUCAGGAGGUGAACCGCGCUCCACAGCUGCUCUACGACUUCCCCUGGCGCCACAUCGGGAAGCUGGCCUUUCUGGGCAAGAGGUUUGAGCUCUGGCCGGAUGGGCUGCCCGCGGCCCGGAAGCUGGUGUACCGCACGGGCUGCUCCUGGCGCUCCCGCCACCUGCUGCACCUGCUCAGCACCAGCCACCAGCUGCACCUGACCCUGCAGCCUGCGCUGCAGCGGCUGCGGCAGCUGGAGGAGGCCCAAGAGAAGAAGUGCUACCGGGAGUCCUGCGUCAGCGACGUGCUAGAGCUGGACCUGGACCUGGACCUGGCCAGGAGGCCGUCCCCCGGCUCCCCUGGCAGCGGGGACAAUAGGGACGGAGGCUGGCGUCCCCCGCACCGCCUCUCACUCCUCUCGUCUGGCAGCCACUGCAGCUCCCACUCGUCGGGCAUCGAGGCCGACUCCCAGCUGGCGGGGCCCGUGGAGCCCGGGGAGAUGUCGGUGGAUGAGCCCAUCGUCGGGGCUGCAGCGCUCCACGGGGAGGAGCCGCCCAGCAGCUCCAGGACCAGCCAGAGCAGCCGUGGCACAGUUGGUGGUGGCAGAGGUGGGCCUGAGGGCGACACCCGGGACCAGGGGGAAGCCUCUCCCCAGCAGCCCUUGGCCGCGGUGCGGGUCACGCUGGUGAGCACGAGGGGCCCGAGCGCUGAGGCCCUGCACCAGGUGCCGGAGGCCCGGGCGGCAGCCGGCCCCGCGGCCCCGCACAGCCGCAGCGUGGACGACGCGCGCCCCGCCCCGCGCCGCGCCCCGCGCCCCGCCCCGCGCAGCUGCCCCCUCCGCCGCGCGCUGGACCCCGGGCCGAGGAGGUCCGUGAACUCCCGCUCCCUGGACCUGCUCGGAGAAGACCACCACCCCGAGGAGUUCGUGGUGUAGACGCCUCGGGGUACCGCUUCACCCCCGCAGGGCCCCGUCCGCGCCGCACGGCUCCGCCCACUUGGGACUCUGUCCCUGCAGCGCCGCUCCAUCCACGCGGGGCUCCGUCCAUCUCUCCAUCCACGUCUCGCCGGCCCUCUCUGACCUGGAGGCUCCCACCUACCACCGCCAGGCUGAACGGGGCCUCUGGCACCGCCCCUUUUACCUGGCGGCUUUGCACCUUCACCUGUCUGAGGGGUGGAGCCACCUCUGUCAGGCCUGGAGGUGCCGACGAGGUCUCAUUUUCCCUGCUGCUCGGACUAUGGCUGGUCCGAGCAUCAUCCGAGGUCCGCGGCUCCAGUCUCUGCGCAGUGGCGCGUGGGCCGUGCUGCCUCUAACGCUCGAGGGAAGGUGUUUCAGCUCAGGGGUCCCCAACCGCCCGGCCGCGGCCUGUUUGGGGCCGGGCCGCACAGCAUGCCCUCCGGAGCUCGCAUGACCGCCUGAACCAUCAUUCCCCCACCCCCACCCGCCACCCCGCCUGUGGAAAGAGUGUCUUCCACCAAACCGGUCCCUCAUGCCAAAAAGUUUGGGGACCAAUGUCCUAGCUGCUCUCGGACAUUGGAGAGACCUCUGGGGUUCCCCUGCCACCAACUCCUCGAUAGAUGGUGAGACCAAGAACAGUAAGCUUCCCGGGAGUCCUUGAGCUCACGGUCACCGUCGUUGUCACUGCACUGGCCACAGCUUCCUCAGACCACCCUCUCUGCAGCCCCUGCUGUUCACAGCCCUGGGCCCACUGGACAGAGGCGCCUCUGUGAGCCGUGGGCCCAGCUGCGUCACCCCAGACCCUCAGCAGAGCCCACCUUGUCCGCCGUGUGUACACAGAGGCACUGGGCCUGGAACCGCACAGCCACGUGGACACUGGUCCCGUGGAGCUGGUGGCAGGAAGUGGGAGGGGCAGGCUAAGGAGGAAGCCGUGAUCUACUCUGACUCACAGAAGGAAGGCUCCAGAAGAAAGCCCGCCAGCGCAGAGCCUGAGUUUUCUCCUUCCCAUCACAAGUCAGGCUCUGAAGGCGGUCCUUCCCCACCUCCUGCCCCAGUAUCCACCCAGCCCGGAGGGCGUCUGGGCACCAGGGAGCCGUGGCAUCUAGUCAGCACUGGUCACCCCCCCGCCCACCGGCCAUUCAGUGCACCUGGCCCCUCCCCAAGUCAGAAGACUGGAUGGGAGGUGGGGACAGGGAUGGGUCCGGACCGCCAACACCCCUCGUCUGGGGCAGGAGACCCCUUCCGAGCUUCGCCACCUCUCCAGCUGGCGGCUCCACAAGUGGCUGAAUGGCUGAGUGGAGCUUCACAGUGAUUUCUGGAAAAGCAUAUUGAGGGACUUUGACCUUCGCUGGGGGCCGUACUGGCCGGUGAUUAAGAGGCCGGUGAGCAGGCCGAGUGUCCCACUUAGGGCUGGACCCGCCGGGGUCGGGGCGCCCGGAGGGUGGGCUGUAGUUAACGCUGUGCUUUCCCGUCCAAGUCAGGGCAGCUGCCCCAGGGCUGAGACAUGGCCCCCAUCGCCUCCAGGGCCCUACAUGCAGGGGGCCUUCUCGAACCGUCCACCUCAUGGACAGUGCAGAGUGGCUGCGCUGAGCCCAGACGGCGGAGGGAGCUGGCCUCAGGUUGGCGCUCUGUGUCCCCAGAGGGAAAGGCAGGGCUGGUGCCGUGUCUCACCUAUCUCCUGACCCCAGCUGGGCCCUGCAUUCCUUGCUCUGGAACAGGUGGGACUCCACGGGUAACACCACCCUCCCAGCCUGAGGCUGGUGACAGGCACGUGGCGUGGUGUGGCUUAAUUCACUUGUGUGUCCCUCUGGCCCUACCCCCACUUGCACACGUCCUGCCCUCUGUCUGGACGCACUGACCUGUGUGUCACUGUCGGAUAGUCCCAGGCGCUGUGCCCGAGACACCAUCGUCCCCUCCCUGUUCUGCUCACGCCUUGAGGACCCCACAAGGGCUGUGUUUUGGGGACGGGGUGGAGCCUGAGCCCAGGGGGCGGGGUCUGAAGCCUAGCCUUAACCGGGCCUCUUGGUCCUUACUGUGAAAGGAAAUCGCACUCGUGCGCACACCGCGCAUGUGUAAUGAAGAGCUGCACACACGUCCGUGUGUCUGCACCUGGGCAGCCUGCGCCGGGGGCGGGGCGCCGGGAGGCUGGGCGGGGCGGCCACACGAGUACUAGAUUCUCGCGGUGAGGGUUCCUGGACACCGAGAGCUUCACCUCGAGAAGAACCACGGUGUCCUAGUGCUGCGUGGACGGAGGAGCUUGGAGGGGAGACCAGCCCCCGCCCUUGGAGUUCAUGUUUGUCUAAGUCGUUUUUUAAAGAAGCAUGGUGGGGGCGGCUGAAGGGCGGUGCUGCCGCGGGGCACGGGCCGGCAGGGGGGCCUCAUCUGCUCAGUCUUUCCCUCAUUAAGCAGACGUCACCGAGUCAGGUCACGUGCCAGCACUGGGUGGACGCCAGACGGGGGCAGUACCCCCCAGCACGGAGCGCGGUGAGGGCCAGGGUCGGCCGUGGUAGUGCUGGACCUCCCGGGCCGCCCUUCAGAGUCCCCUGUGCAGGAGGUGCCCACAUGCCCAGCCGGGCCUCCCCGAAACAGGGCUCCCGAGGACACCUAGCCUGUGGCCACAGGAGCAGGCGGCGAGGGAGGUGUGGUCCUGGAGGACGGGCAUGGGCAUCCAGAGCUGUUGCGGGCCUGAGCCCUUGCUUUUCCGUGAGUUUCCGAGGUCACACUGAGUCGGGUCCCCAUGGUAAGAACUGAGGCUGCAUCUGCCCUGGUCUAGGGUCCUUUAAAGGAACUUUUGGGAGCAAGAGCCCAGCCUAACGGACUGCUUUGCGGUCCCACACACACACCCAUACGUGUGCACACGCGUGCACACGAACGUGGGCAGAAGUGGUGAGUGGGCGCGGAGCGGUGGAGGGAAGCUUUCACCGGGUGCCCACUCGGAGCCCCUCGCGGGGACUCGGAGCUCUGGCGUCUGAGCGCCCGCUCCCGCCCCCGCGCCCGCGCGUCCCGAGGCUGCCACGAGAGGGCGCUGGCGGCGCGCUGUGGCUCCGGGGCGGCAGGGACCUGGGUGCGUCCCGCCCCCGCGCGGCUCUGGAAGGCGGGGGCGUGGCCUCGGGGUUGGGGGCGGGGCCGCUCAGGCUGCGUGGCUUCCGACCUCGAACGCGGGCUGCGCCUGCGUCUGUCACCCCCGAUCCAACCCACCCCGACUUGAGGGUGGCCGGCGCCACGGGCCGAGAGAGGCUGCGCGCAGCCCCUGUGUCCUUGGCGGAAGAGGCGGCAGGGACCGCUGGCUGACCCCGGAAACCACCCGAGCUCUGUUCCUAUUUCUGCGCUCCCUCUGGGCCUUGCGGAGACACGGCGAACGGCCGCGUGUCCGCUCAGCACCGGGGCUCCGCGGUGGCUGGGCAGCGCAGGACGGUCCGGGGCCAGGCGGCACCGCGCCCCGGUCUCCAGCCCCGUCCCGCCGGCCCGGAGGCCGCGAAGGCCGGCAGAGGGGGCCCGUCCCCGGGGGAGGAGGGAGGCUUCUCUGCAGCAGCGGGAAAACCGCCUCUUCGUCUUGCGUGGGUUCGGACCCAAGGCCUUUCGGGCAAGGCGGAUGCUGCAGACGCCCCGGAAGACGGGUGUUAGCCAGCAGGGGGCCGCAGUUUGUGAGGGGUCACUCAGGACUGAGCCACCUUCGCCCCGGGGGUCGUGUGGCCCCCAGGGCUGCGGGGGGCGCCCCGACACGUCUCCCUCCACACUCGUCAGGGCUGAGAGGCAAGACCCCCAGGUUCCCUCUGGACGCUGGAGGGCGGGCGGGCGGAUGGCUCAGGAACGAGUAGGCCGGACAUGACCGCCGGCUCCCCCGUGAGGCCGGAGGUCACGCUAGCAGGUCCAGUUCCCGAGAACCCCGAGGGCUUGUUCAGGGCCAGCCACCCGCUGCUGGGCCCUGGGAACCUGCAUGUGGACCAGCGUGGCCCGUCUGCCCCGGGGACUCUGGGGCCAGAGAAGCACCGCAGCCCAACCUGGCGGCAGGUGUUUGGGGGCCUCACCCUCUCGGUCAUGGGCCAGGACUCCAGGGUACGUGUCCAGCCGGCCACCUCCGCUCUGUGAAGCCUUCUCUGCCCUCUGGCCCUGGCUCCCUCUUGGGAGACAGAAUCCGGGUUCAGGGUGUCCUUUCUCCAGGAAAGCCUGAUGCCCCAAGAAGGGCUGCAUGGGCUUUGAGACUCGGAAGAGAGGAACACGUCCCUCAGCUGUGUCCGGGGACCCUGGGGGCAGGCCCUGCCCGGGGCUCCUGCGGUGGGGACUCUGCGGCCCAGGCACGGAGGAGACGGGCAGGGCGAGCUGACCGCCAGGCCAUGGGCAUUGGGCUUUGGGCCCCAUCAGCAUGUUCACAUGGGGACACUGUUUGGAAAAAUGUGCAGGACUGGGACUUUUUAACCGUCAGUGGUUAAGCUGGCUGUCCCUCCACCCACCGUGCACCCCGUCACCCUCCCCGUGGGUGGAGCCGAUGGGCACUCGGGGCCCAGCCAAGGGGGAAGUGGGGUUUGGUGGGAGAUACCCGCGGGGUUCACAGUCACGGACAGAUGAACGGGGACAGCAGUGGCCUGCGGGAGGACCCCUGCGGUCAGAGGUCAUGUCUCGUGGGGACCUUGACCCCCCAGUGCCGGAAGCACGCGGCAGCAAAGCUGGCACCGCGGGGGCGGGGGUGGCAGGGAGGCCCACGGCUCACAGACCUCCCAGGCCCUCCCGUGGCUGUGAAGGGCGAAGCCACAGACACCAGCGUCGGGGGAAACCGGGAGAAAGCAGGGUGACUUCCUCGGUCAAGGACGUGGUCGAGGACGCAGCCAGGAGAGGCUGCCGGUGCUGACGGAUGAAGUGGUGGAAGCGCCUCGCGGAAUCCUGUGGUUAUUAGUGCAAUUCGCAUGCUUUGAAAAGUUUAGACGUUGUGACUUGACGGUGUUGAAGUUUUUCUCUAGGUAUUUGUCUGCUACCUACUUUAGAGUACAUCACCUUAUUUUUUUUCCCUUGAGGGAGCGUCCCCAUUACCAUCAGUUUAUAUAAGAUUCAGGCCGCAGGCCCAGCCCACCUAGGCCCUCCAGGGGCUCUGCCUGAGGACCUCUGGUCACAGACGGGAACGUGUCCCAGCGCCCCCUCUGCUCUGCUUCCUCCCGGGGGCCAUGGGGUUCCCGUGAAUGCAAACCCAGCUUUCCUCCGAGAGCAGAUGUAGGAACACGUUAAUCGUUAAUACACCUCGGCAACCUGAAAAGGCCACGGCCCCCCGGGAAUCUCGUGGGCGUGGCUGGAAGCUUUGAGGGGGAGGGCGGCAGCCAGCAGAGGGAGGUGCGGGGUGGAUGUAGCACCAGGGCUGGGGCCGUCCACGGCGGGCAGCUCGGCCUGGCGAUGGGUUAGCAAGUCCGGGAAGCAGGUUCCCCAAAGUGGCAACAAGUCCCCGAAGCAGUUAUUUGCCAAACCUUGGGGACAGCCAGCUCCCUCCCUCAGCUGUCCUUGCACGAGGCCUGUCCCGGGACAGCAGGGCGGGGGCACCUGGGUCUACCUGAGAGGUUCUGGUCCACACACCUGCCCCUGCUGCCGCUGUGUGGACGGGUGUGCAGACAUGGGGGCCACAUCUAACCCCCGAAUGGCUAUGGAGUCUUCGAGGGCGGGGCUAUGCCCCGUGUACGGAACAGCCCGGUGCUCCCACAGGGCGCGGCGUCGUGCAGUGGGCUUCCCAGGGGUGGCCCCGUGACUGAGUGAGCGAGUGGACACGGGCCACACUCUGGGUACAGGUGCCCAGGGCGCCCAGGGGGCGCUGCCGGCUCCCUCUGGGCCCCACGAACCCUGCCUCCGGCCCAGCCCGGGCGUCCCCUGGGAGGGAGGAUGUGGGCAGCUGCCCGCGUGCCUGGACCGCGGAAGCCCCUGGAGCCUGGACGGCAUGCUGGCGCCCCACAGGGACGCCACGGUGAGGCUGAGACCCCACGUCUGCUUCCUCAGCAAAUGAAGUGUUUUCUGUUUCUGCCAACAGCGCAGAGUCAGAGAGCUGUCCUGUGCUCUGUUCUGGGGCUGGCCCGUGGCCACUCUUGAGGGCUGGGACUCCAUCGGCCACGACGACGUGCUGGCACAGCCCUGGCCGGCCCCCAGGACCCCUGCCCUUGGCCGGUGGCAGCUCUCCCCCCUCCUCCGCAUGCCCCUGUCACUGUCUGUCAGGGUGUGGCCCGCUGUUCCAACCGUGAGGCUCGUGGUGGCCCAGGCCUGGGCGACUAGUGACUGUCUCAAGGGACAUCCUCAGCGGGCGUCCAGCGUGGCAGGCAGCGUCUCCUGGGUGCUGUUCUCACCGCAGGAGGACACGGGGCCGUGGGGGGACAGGGGAGGUGGAGCAGGGAGAACUGGUCACACGCACGGGAGAGAGGUGGGGCGCUGUACCCGCCACAGCCGGUGCCACCUGCUUCUCCCCAAAGAACAGCCAAGCGGGGGCAGUGGGCGCGUGGGCCCGGGGGACGAACAGAGACACGAUCGGAUGGUCACACAGAGCCUGGCCCAGGGCCCAGUGCCUAGAGCAGCGGCCACUGUCCCCGAGGGCAGAGCCCAUCUCACGCGGCCGGGCACCGUGGGAGCAUGGCGGGCGGCUCCUCUGGCCUCGCAGCCCUCAGGGCUGUGACCUGUCCCUGGCUCUCUGGGCACCCGUGUCCCCCAGCUCCCUCUUCUAUGCCGAAAUAGACGCAGGAGCUGACAGCAGUCCUGCCCAGCUGCUGCGGUCCGCGCCUGUCCUGUGGAGAAACUCGGUUACUGCUGUCCUGCUGUAUUAAGGCUUCGAAUCCGCCCCAAAAGGCCUCGUCCCACUAACGGGAUUCCUAAGCUUGGCAAGCAGGUGAGGGGCAGUUUGAGAAUGGAGCUCGCUGCAGUCGCAUCCACCUGCUUUCGGGCCAGCCCGUUAAGCCCUCGGGGGGCGACUUGGCGCCGUGGCAGUCUCAGGUUGUCACGACGAUGGGGCUGGGCGUCCUAGGAUUACGCAAUGCGCAGAGGGUCCUGUUCCGCGAACACGUCCCUCACACCCGCAGGAUCUGCCGACAUGCCGGCGGGCACUCCCAGGUGAGGACCGUGCGUGUGCUGAGCCUGGGGCCCCACCCUGCUUCCCGCCCCGUCACGCAGGAUCGCCCCUGCGGCUUUAACGCCCCUCUUCGCAGGAACGCGAAAGUCACGUGAGUCAAGGGAAGCUGAAACUGAUUUGUUUGUCACGUUAGGGAGUUUUCACCAUUUUAGAAGAUUCUACCUCCACUGGCUACGCUGCUCACGAUAUCUGAGCUGUGAAUAUGAAACACUUCUGUGCCCUGCUGCUUCCGUAGCUGCCACGUUCGUGCAGGUGUCACACACAAUAGGUCCACUUAGCCCUUCUGUUUAAGUCGUCUGCCAUCUCUCUGCUGAUCCAUCUAUCAUGGAUCUAAUUGUGUGGUUGAUGGUGUGUGAUUCCUCCACGCAGCACCCCUCCCGCCCCCAGCGCUGGCCCCUCGGGUCCCUGGGGAGCCGUGUCCCAGCGGCUGGGACGCAGGGCGCAGCCCACGGCUCCUGCAUCGCAUGGCUGCCACCCCUCCUGUCAUGGGCACCUAGAAGGCACGCUCGGGAGGUGGGUGCCCUGGGGGGGUGCAGAGUGCCCAGCCUGAGACACUGGCGGCCACUGUGGAGCGGAGCCCCUCCUUUGGGCUGGGACCAGCGUGUCCCGUCCUUCCUGGAGGUGCUGGCUGUGCCUGGGCGCUGACCCGGACCCACUGCGACCCACUCCCUGAGCUGUGCACAAAAUCUCUGUCAGGGUCCUCCGCUUUUCGCUUCGCCUUUGGGUGCUACCGCUUUCAUUUCCGCGUGUAGAAAAGAUCUAAACCAUUCUGAUCUAAAUCAGAACGCACAUCUUCCGCGCGGCUCUGGGAUUCCUCUUGCCCGGAGCGUGGCAGCCCUUGCGGGGUCUUCCCACCCGGGCACCCCCUCUCCCGCUCAUCUUCCUCCCUCCCCGACAGGGCCAGGCCUCACGGACCAGGCUCCCGGAGGCUGGGGUCACACCCUCUGUGAGACCGGUGACCAGACCCUGGUCCUCUCGGGGACGCCCGCGUGUUCCCUGCUGCGGAGCUACAGACCCUUCGCUGGGACACGGGGGGGCCACACGGCACUAAGCAACUGAUGCCUCCACGCUCACCUGCCCGCCGGGCCCUGACCCGGGCGGCUCCCUCCCGAGCACCGUCCUCUCUGGGCACAUGCCACACCCUCGGAGCAAUGGGGUGAUGUGGGGAGAGCCACACGGACGGUCCACCCUUGUGGACGGCCCUCCGCAGCCUGGCGGGCCUGUAACAACGCUCAGAUGCUCUGAGAAGCAGCGGAAAGUCCGUUACUGCACUGACACCCGCUCAGCAGCCACCGGCAGGGACGGGGCUGCGCCUGUCCCAGGAGGGAUGUGGGGACAGCCAGGACCACAGCCAGGAACAACGACGGGGUGUGUUUCCCACAUUCGCAGCUGCCGGGCUCCAGGGGGAUAAAGCUGCCCCGCUCUCCUCUCCAAGUCCACAGGGCCCCCCAGUUCUGUCUGCAGGCCCCAGGGUUGAGGGCCGGGGUCCCCUCUCGAGUCUGCAUCAUGCUCAGCCCCCUGACAUGGGCUCGAGCAGGUCCUCGUGAGGGGGAAUAAGGACACACAGUCACCUGCUCUUUGCGGGGUGCAUGCACCCGGCACCCCAUUACACCCCGUCUGUGCCGAACGAGGGGACAGGUUCCCCGUCCAUCCUGCUGGCAGCCAGCCAGCCCCUGGGACCCACCCGUGGGCCCCGCCCAAGUCCUCCCCCUCAAAGGCGGCUCCUCGGAUGCACCUGCCUCCCCCAGCCUCCUGCUGCCCCAGUGAUCUGUCCAGACGUGGGCCGGCUUUACAGGCUUCAAAUUCAGCGUGUUUAUUUUCACAGCACACGCGUUACAGGCAAUGCCAGGAAGCACAUUUUAAGGGAGAAAAGCUCGCGUCCACCUCUCCUUCACCUGAGUUUUCUGGGGGCUGGAUGGCUUCGCUCUCUUGCGGCGCUCGCUCAGGCUUCAAGCCCCAGGCUCUGCAGCGUCUCAGCCACGUGCCUCUGGCCUGGGCCACACCCAUGAUCGCCCGUAACUUUGCAUCACCUCCUUGUAAAAAGAAGUGACGACACGCAGUUGGAAAGAUUCUAACGCAAAAGUGGCAUCUCUAAAGUCCUGCGAAGCCCAGGUCGCAGCCGUACCCGCCGUCUCCGUACACGCCGGCUCAGGAGGGGUGAGCCCGGCCCCCAGCAGCGCCAGCCCAGGCGCCCCAAGGGCUCCCCGCGGAGUGCCCCUGCAGCUUAGGGGGCAGAGGCCCCCGGCUGCGCCUGGCGAGGCUGGGGUCCCGCUUUGUGCUUCGCGGGGCCCUCGGCCUCCUCCGGACCCUUGGCAAGGAGCACCGGGGCUUCUCCCUACAGUGGAAUCCAGCUCUUGCUUUCCUCAAGGGCCAGCAGUAGGGUGAACAGUUUGGGAGGAAGACCAAAGACAGGGGAAGGGCGGGCGCGGAGGGGACGCGAGGCGGAAACAGCAGCCCGGCCAUGGGGACUAGAGUGUGGGCUGCGGGCACCCGACCCUGCACCCCCUCCCCCUCAGCCAUGCACAUCCUGGGCUGAGCGCCAGCCCCCCUCUCAUCCUGUGGACAGAGCGAGAGGGAAACCCCGAGACCAGGGACAGAAAGGGCCCUGGAGCAUCACCUCAGCCAUCCCAGGACGGGCUGCAGCUCCAAACAGAGCAAUCUGUCCCCUCCCCUGCGUUUCUAUCCCUCCCCUGUGUGUUUCCAUCCCCCUACCCCAUGUUUAUCCCCCAUGGCAGGAGCUCCAUUAGCCUCCCAUGACUGGUGUCUCCCAAGGAAAGACAAGCCACUUAACUGUUGUCAAAUUCGGUAGGAGACGCUGGGGGUGCCCACCCUGCCCCUCCCGUCCCGAGCUCCCUGCUGGGUGGGCGGCCUGAGCUAGGCCAGGGCUGCCUUGAGGAAAGUCUGACAGAGAAGCUCAGCUCAGGAACCUGCCUGCCGGGACAGACAGCCUGGUGCAGGACAGAGCCCCCAUCGAGUUCCCCCCAUCAGCUCGGAGCUUGAGCUGGUGAGGGCCAACGUCGUCAGGUCACCUCGAUCCCCAAACCCACAGCCUGAUGCUUCAACAGCCCCGAGGGUCGCCCACACUUCUUCUAACUCAGUCGGGUCUCUGGCACCUGCAACCAGGAAUCCAGCCUCCACGUGGCCAGGCAGUGCACACAGCCCAGAGCAGGGGCGUCCGUGCAGGUGCAGUGCAGUCCCACCCCCUGUGUGUGCCGCACCCCUAGGAACUUGGAACCCAGCCGGAGGGGCUGGUGGUGCCCACACUCCACAAACCACCCAGGGCCAGACGACACUGAGAAGAGUGACAGUGUCCUCAACAGGACUGCAAAUCCCGGGGAAGGGCCGGCAGCAACCCCGAGAGCCGGGGAGCCCCCCAGGAGACGUGGCCGGGAGGGGCGAGCCCGGGGAAGGGCCGGCAGCAACCCCGAGAGCCGGGGAGCCCCCCAGGAGACGUGGCCGGGAGGGGCGAGCCCGGGGAAGGGCCGGCAGCGACCCCGAGAGCCGGGGAGCCCCCCAGGAGACGUGGCCGGGAGGGGCGAGCCCGGGGAAGGGCCGGCAGCGACCCCGAGAGCCGGGGAGUCCCCCAGGAGAUGUGGCCGGGAGGGGCGAGCCCGGGGUGAGGGGCAGGGGGGCAGCAGCUCCCCUCUUUGGGGCACCGAUGGGGAUGGCAGUGCCGAGCGCGUCCUGGAGCAGGUGGGUGAACCGCUGUUCCUGUUGGGACGUGGCCUCUGCCUGCCGACAGCACUCCCAGGAUGUCUGUGAGGGCCGCCAGGCUCCGUUUGAUGCACAAAGUCUCCCUCAGGGCUGAUCCCGUCGCUCCAGACACCCUGGCAAAGUGCAGAGACCCCGCCCCACACAGGAUUUACAUGAAUUCAGGGUGACAUCAAGAUGAAUCAGAAAAGCAAAACGGAGGCUUCUCGGGAAGAGCAGGUGGGGGAGACCCUGCGUCCCCUUGGUGUGCCCCUCUGACAACCACGCAGCGCCAGCAGGGGAAGCUUUUAGGGGAACCGGGCUCCUCGCCCCACAGGUCGCCUGUGGGGAGCAGUGUUUGGAUUGACACGCAGGGUCUCGGUGCUGAGACGGCACCAGGAGGAUGGAGCUGGGAUUUAGAGGGCAUCUGGGAGGGGACAGCGGGCCUGGGACCCCCGUCCACUCACGGUCAGGAGCCCUCGUCCCCAGGCCACCCAGGGGAAGGCUUCCCGCUCUCACCCACACGCUCGCUGCCCGCCAGGCCCACGAGCCACAGCUUGGCACACACAAGCUCCCUGUGGCCGGCUGGGCCCAGGGACCCCCGCCCGAGUCCUUGGGUCCUCGGCGACACAGAAGUGGUUCUGCGGGACGUGCUCGGCCUCCUCCCGGUGGCCGGCAACCGGGGCGCGGGGCAGAGGAGUUCUGUGGGCAGUGACCAACUUGACCGCGGGUCUGCUGCCGGGGAGUGACAAGUGACAGGAGACGGUCCCCAAGCUCCCCUCAGCCUGCCACCCGCUGAGGCCCCUUCAGCUCCUUCCCAGAGGCCAACACCUUGCACAGAGCAAGACCCUGGUUGGCUUCAUCCCUUCCUCUUAAAGGCUGACAGGAAAGGGGCCCAGUGACCCUGAGGGGAUCCUCUGGGUAAAAUAGGAAAGAACAGGCAGGAGAGAGCAUUUUUCACUGUUGAGAGCUGAACUAAUGCCUAAGUAGUUCCAAGAAAAUGAGCUAAGGUUUGUUAGAAAGACUUGGUAAUGACAUUAAUUAAAAUCCCAGCUGAAAAAUCUAUUACCUUAUAGAAACAAAUUCUACAAUUUCUGUUUUAAUAAUACACAAAAAAACCACAAAACUUCUGAGAAAGUCUUCUUCAUGUUGAUGUACAUACCAGUUUCACCAUGUGUUAUUCCUAAACAGACUUUUUAAAAGAUUUUUUAAACAAACCCUAAAUAGCGUAUCCCUAUGUAGAAAGCAAAGAAAACACACUUACGUUUAGAAAGAACAUGAAAGCGACUCUGGGCCCACUGCCUGGGGGCGCCCAGCCUUUUCGUCUGUGGACCAGACUUGUGGGCACCAACAGCCAGGGCUCCCUCGGCAGCACUGUCCGCCCGGCGCUCCUUGGGGGCAAGGUCGGUCCUAGGACUGGUUAGCGCGGGUCCAGCUGGUGGGCAGUUAGUAAUCCGGGCAUCGCCUUCCCCUCUCUGCCCCCUUGCCUGGGCCAUGAGUUUCAAGUGACCUCGAGACAAGAUGGGUCAGGAACGUAGCCCACACUGGCCUGAGACUGGGGUGAGGAUGCCCUUUCUAGGGUGAACCCCCUGGGCCCGGGGCUUCUUUGUUACCGAGUGUAGGCCCUAGACCAGUAGCUCUCCACGGCGGCUCUGGGUCCGUGAGCUUGGAGAAAUGCACAUCCCUCGGCCUUGCCCCAGCCCUGGGGCUGCGAUCACGGUGUGGGGUGAGGAGGUGUCUGUGUUUCCACAAACCCCGCAGGUGACCCCAUGUGCGCUCCCCUAGACUUACUGACCAAUGAUGACCUACAGACCCUGGCGACACGUGCAUGAUUUUCUUACACAACUGGAAUCAUUUUAUAUACUGGUGUGUAACUUUCUAAGCCCAAAUCACAAUUACAGCGUCAUUCAUGCUGAAUGCAUCACA